GGUCAUUUUGCGUCAGCGUCACAUGCAUUGAAAACAAAUCGCAGAAAAACAAAAGUCAAAAGGUGUUUUAAAUAACCGAACAAGGACCAGAACAGAACGAGCCAAGGACCAAAUUCUUCGAAGUCGGACACGCCAGCAUCAUCGCAGACUACGGAGCAGAGCGUGGGCAAAAGACGAGAGCUAGAAGUUGAAGUUCCGUCAUGAUGCGCGGCAACGAAGCGGAGCAUCUUGGGCAAGAGGAACUGCACGAGCACGACGAAGAAGCGAACGGAAAUAAGUGCGCAGCGUCUACUAGCACUGCAGCAGCGGUGGAACAGGAACUGAACCACUGGAACCAGUUUUCGUCGACUCCACAGUUGGAUAAUAUUGUAAUUCCGUAGUGCAAAAAUUUGAAUUUUUUCUUUUUUUUUUAUCGCUGGAUGUUUUGAUUGAGCAAGAAAUGUUCUACUUCAGUGCGCAGCGCUCCAUUGGAAAAAUAAAGACGAAAAUGCUGGUCAUUUUACAUUCGUUCUUCUGAUCUUUGAAUACAUAAAACUAUGUUGCAUAAUCUUCAGGGUCUCGACAUGGCCGGCGCAACCACGAGUGCAGCUGCGCCUGCGAUAAUUCCUGACCAGGGUGCAGUUCCAGGCGUUGGGACUGCAACGGCCGAUGAAGCAAUUACCCUUGAUGUUGUUCAUCCAGGAGUGAUGAAUAGCCCGACCGCGGUUGCGAGCGAGGACGUGGCCCGCCAGGGUAGCAAUGAUGUCAUCUUCACCGGCACCGCAAACGAAGACGAAAGUACGGGAGGCGGCGCGGAAAAUAAGCGAGUAGAUGAAAGAACAAUAGUGGUCGGCGACCAUGACCAAGUGGACCAGUAUAAUCAUGCCGGUGGUGCGACCACGUCGUGUACUACGUCCUCACCUACGACACUAUCAAAAGAGCUCGAAGCGCCCAGCACUGUCGCGGAUCAGUUGAGUACCAUCGUGACCGCCGCUGCCGAUCUGGACACCACGUCAACCACCGGAAAGGAGUCAUGGCAAAAGCGGUCCACGGAAAAAGGGGAGCCCUCCAGCCGCAGCAGUCCGCGGGGCAGCGUGAGUGACGGAAAUUGCAGUGAGGAGCCGCAUAAUUCAUCAUCAAACCGCGGCGUUUAUUCAUCUUCCGGGUGCAUGAACAACAUCACCAGUGGGAAUACGAAUACUUGCAACAGUGGUCCCCCAACUACUAGCGGGGCCGGAGGGGCGUCAACGUCUGGGUCCGGUUCCGUUGUCGUUGGUUCCUCCGUUCUGGCCGGGAAAAAGGGAGCUUCGAAAGGCUCUAAUGUGAAUAACCACUACAGAAAAGACUACACCAAAAUGAACAACAGCCCGUGCGGUGUUGGCGGGCCAAGCAAUCAGCAGAUGAGUAACCGAGUAGACCACGCGAUGAAGAAUCAGAAUGGGAAUGGCUACAGGAACAGCACGACGAAUAAAUCUGCUGGCAACUACGCCACCAGCUUCAAUACUGGCGGCAAGGGCGGUGGUGGUGCUGGUGGGGGCCAGAAUGCUCCUGUCGUGAGGAAAGACUACACGGCCUUGGCAAUGCAGAAUGAAAAUCAAAGUCACCAGCAACAUCACAAUAACUACAAAAAUCACUACUACAAAAACAACAAUGCCUACGGGAACGGAGGUGGGGGCGGUGCGAGGAUGAAUCAGAAAAACAACGAGAGUGCGGGUCCUCUUCAUGGCGGCUACAAUAACCAGCAUCAAAACAGGGCCGGAUCACACACCAACUAUGGAAAAAACAAUAACAAUCAAAACCAGCACGCGAAAACCUACAACAAGAAUUUUUCUAGCGGAACUUCGUCGCAACAAGAUAGCCAGAAUGAGGGAGGCAAUAGCACUCAUCGGAUGAAUAACAAUCAUCGUAAUGCUGCUGGUGGAGGAGCUGGAGCCUCAGUCCACAACACGUCGGCCACCGGCGGUGGUGCGCAGAUGCACGGUGCAGCUGGAAAUGGUACCAGAAACUCGGCCGCUGCGGCUGCCGCUGGCGGUGGAGGUGAGCGCGAACAGACCUCCAACCAGAAUCCAAACGGAAACUACUUCAACCAACAUUCUAAAUAUCAGCACCACAAUCGGAUGAAUCAGCAGAGUGGUGGCCAGCAGAGGAACAAUGCGAAUACGAACGGCGCGGGGCAGCAGCAGCAGCCACACGGCGGAUCAUACAACAAGCACCAGCAUUCAUCAACCCACAACAAGUCCUCUGCGUAUAAUUCUGGUGCCGCUCCUUCAGGUUCUUCUUGGAACAACGCGGCCGGGGGAAAUAACAGUACUACCAGCUAUUCAGCGCACCACCAUUCAAAUGCUUCGCACUCCGCCAGCAACGGGACGUCGACAUCUAAUGCCGCUGCGCCUGGCUUUUCCUCCUCCAAUGCGGCCAAUAAGAACAACUCCGACAAAAAUUUUGUUGGAGGUGGAAGCCACAACAAUAAUUACAGCAAUAAGGAGAACAGCAUGACCAGCGCAGCAUCGUACAAUUCGCAAAUGAAUACUGGCCACCAGCAGCCGAACCAACAUGACACCAGCGCAGCUUCAGGAGCUACUACAACUUCUGGGCAACAAGUAGACCAGAAGCACACGACCACCUCCGGCCAGCAGCAGCAAGUGCACAGCACGUCUUUGAUGGAUGGCCGGUCGAUGAAUUACCAUGUGCAGCUGGAAAAAGCAGUCCGGGGAAAGAAAGUGGAGGAGGCCUGGGCCAUUUUGGAGGAGAUGCAGCGGGAUUUUGUGGUCUGCGACAAGUACGCGAUAUCCAGGAUCUAUCCAGGAAAAAAACCCAUUCCCAUCCAAUUUGUCAUGCAAAACAUGCAUAAUUUCCUAUGUUUGUCAUGCAAAAAAUGGAUGGGGAUGGGUGUUUUUUCCUGGAUAGGAUCCUGAUGAAGACAGUAAACCACUACCACGACUUGAAUCUAUUGAAAAGAGGAAUUGCCGUGGUGGAAACCUUUGUACACCAGCAGCCGCAGGUAUAAUUCGUUUUUUUUGUUUGGAAUUGGGAAAUUUGCAUUGCCUAUUUGCUUUGGUUCAUGGCGUCACGUUUCUGGAACAAAAAAGCAAAACAUCACCAGACAAAACGCAAGAGCCCCCUAGAAUGAAUGCUAUUCAAAUUCACGACGCUACGCCCCAGGACGUCGACGAAGUCCUUUUCAACUCGCUCCUGGACGCGUGCUGUCGCACCCGCGACAUGGCACGCCUAGAGUCCAUCCUGAACCAAAUGCGGAAAAACGGCAUCCAGCCGAGUUCCGUAACUCUAGGAAUCUUGGUGAAGGCCUACGGCCAGGCGGGGGAUAUCCAGGCGGUGUGGCGUGAGUGGCUCCGCCUGAAGGACAACCUACACGAGAACGCAAACGCGGUCACGUUUGGCUGCAUGUUGGACGCGUGCGUGAAGUGUGGUAAUUUUUUCUAAAAUUUGGGUUUUCGUGUUCUUCCGUUGAUGGUUUUUUCAUCUCGGUAGAUGAAGUGGAAAGCAAGCGCAACUACAGCAACAGGUGCAGACUUGUAUUUUGACGGAGCCGAGAGUAAUGUCGAGGUAGAUGUAGUACCAGCCUGUUUAUACUGUUUUGCAUAAGUCGUGCCGUUUUUGUACCAAAGGACAGCAUGAACACCCUCAGGCGACAUCGAGAAGGCACUGUUCGUGUUCCAAGACAUCAAGCGAAUCGGCAAGCACCACAACACCAUCCUGUACACCACCCUGAUGAAGGGCUUUGGCAUGGCCCGGAACUUGGACGGGGCGUUGAACUUGUUUCGGGAAAUGCGCGCCGAGGGGGUGCCCGUCAACACGAUCACGUUCAACUCGAUGAUUGACGUGGCGGUGCGGGCGCACGACUGCGAACGGGCAGAGGAACUGUAAUAGAAAUUGAAAUUCUUGAUUUGGUCUGUGCCAGCUUUCAAUAUGAUGUUGAUGAUAGAUAAACAUGACGAUGACGGCGCUCAACAGAACAGCAUCUAUGCAUCCUACAAGUCAAAUAGUUCAACACAGUACGGUGCCCGUAGUUCUUCUUCUCGUUGGUAACUCGCAUGUUGGACUAGUUGGUGUGGCGAAGCCGAACGAACGGAGCGCAGCUGAGAUUGAAUCAGUGAGUUUGAGUUUGAGUUUUAAUUGAGCCUCCACUCACUUACACUCCGACUUCAAACGUUAGUGCUUUACUAUCAGGUACCGCGAACUGGAAGAGACGAGCGGCAUCGAGGCCGACCUGAUUACCUACAGCACGCUGAUCAAGGGGUUCUGCCAGGUGGGCAACUUGCAGAAGGCGCUUUUUUACAUGGAGACCCUGAAGUACAAAAACCUGCAACCUGAUGAGUUGGUGUUCAAUUCCCUCUAUCAAAUGCAAAAGUGUCUGGGUCUGGAAGAUUCUGAACCUGUGACGCUGUCUCUGGAUUCUAAAAAAGUUUGAUUGCAUGACCGGCAACAGAACUCCAGUUUGUGCUAGCCGGAGAGGGCAUUUCUCAUUCGGUAGAGGCAUCACAAAGGCCCCCUCUAAAAAUCUGUCAUGCUAGAGCAUGCAUCACAGACAUCAUGAGUCUUCCAAAAUAUGUACGACAAACCUGGCAAGCUUCCAGACCCAGACAUUUUUACAUUUGAUACCCUCCUGGACGGGUGCGUGAAGUCCAACGAUCUGCAAACCGGGCUACACCUCUUCGAGGAACUGGCCAAGGAACUGCAGAAAACCUCGCAUGUCACGUACCAGAUUUUGCUCCGCUUGUAUCGGAGGAGUGGGUACAGCGAUUCGGAGACAGAGAUGGCGAUUCAGCAAUUGUACUACAGUUGCAAUGUGAUGCUGCCGAACACCGCAGGAGGCGGAGCGGGCAAUAUUAACCAUCAUGGGAACAACCACCUUCACAACAAUUCGUCUUCUAACGGGGCGAAUGGUGGUAACAGCGGAGGGUCUUACAACAACUCGAUGAUGCACAUGCAGGGUAGCAGCUACUCCAUGGGAACAAACAAUCAGCAGCAGCUGCACCAGACUUCUCGCAACGGAAACAACAACGGUUCAUCUGCCACCUACGGGCCGCACAGCAACAACCACAUUGGAAGUAGUAGUGGAGGACAUUAUCACAGCAAUAACUACAGCAGCAGUUUUUAUCAAAACAACCAGGGCUCCAGUGUUUCCAACUUUCAGAUUCAAGGGCCGCGGAACAACGAGAAUUGUAUUCGGAAUCACUUUCAGCAGGGGUGCGCAGCGACCACGAGCAGUAUGAUGCGGAGACAGGAGCAGCAGUCGCGGAAUAAGUACAUUAUUCCGUUGUAUCAUUUUUUGAUUUCAAAUUCCGUAUCUGAUUAGGUGAUUUCAAUUGUAACACGCACUUCAUGCACAAGCUGCUUGUACUGGUAGAUGAAUCGAAGAUUUUUAUGAGCACCUGAAGAAUCAAUUUAGUCCCUCCAUCAACUUACUCGUCCAGCCGCCGUCGCGGCGAGAACUUUGGGCGGGACAAUCGGGGUGCUGCUCCUCUGGGCGCCGGUGCUGGGUUUCUUGGGCAACAGGGAGGCGGGGGGCUGGGUCGCAGUUCUGGCUUUGUCCCCCCUCCUGCUGCUGGACCGAGCGGCAGCAUGGGUAAUGCAACAAACGGCGGGCAAUUCGGCGGCGCCUCGAAACAUAUUGAUGGAAGUAACUGUGAACAGGGAGCAGCUGCUGCGACUAUACCUACCGGAGGUUCGUCGUAUGGGAACACUGGUGUUGGAGCAUCGAACAAUAUAAAUUCGUACAACAAUGGCACUAAUAAUACCGCGCCAGAUCAUGGAGGUGCUGGCCCGCAACAACAGCACAGCCUGGGCUCCUGCAACAAUCUUCCACAGCAGCACACUGCAAACCAACAUGGAGGAGCUGCGCUCUCGCAGCAGCAGGAUUAUUUUCAGGGGUCCUUCUACAACGCCGGCGUGAAUAGCACUUUAGACCAACACGCCGCUUACCAGAACCCAAAUAACUACAGCAGCGGCCUCUUAUCGACCGGCGGUACCACACCGGUGCACGCGCACCAUCAAAUUGCGGGCGGUGCCCAACAAAAUGCCAACUUCAAUCCAUUACAGCAAGAGCACGCAUUUCAGCACGCUACAACUUCUAUGAAUAACAACCACGACAUGGGUAGAGGAACAACAUCAAAUGGGUUCAGUUACAAUCUGACUGCUGGUGCUAUCAGUGGCCAACAAGGACAUCAGCAUCCCCAGCACCAGCAGAAUCCGCUGCAGUUUGACAGCCAGCAGACGCAUCAAAGUGGAGGGCAUAGCCAUAGCUUUCAAGCGCAGCUGCAGCAAUUGGGCGGCUGCACUCCAGCGAGUGGCGUUAUGAACAAUCAGCACGGUGGUGCACUAGUUCCUGGAGUAGGACAGCACCAACAGCAGCAGCUUCACGACCAACAGUUCCAAUACCACGAUUUCCAUCAAAACAGCACUGGAACAUCAUUUUUCAACAACCCUGCAGCAGCCGGAAAUAACCUGUACGGAGGUGGUGCGGGUGGAGGUGGUACUUCUGCUCACCAUCAAGGCCACCAGCCACAACUGCACAACUACGGCACGACCGGCGCUACUGCAAAUAAUAUUAAUGCGAACGCCUGCGCAACUAGCUACAACGAAAGCACAGUAUCUUCCUCCUGUGGGGGCAAUGGAGGAGGUAACAAAAGUACGAGUGCCACGUUCAACCAGUCUUUUGAGUCGAAGUCCACUGCCGCAACGAAUCAGUCACCGCAGGAGUCCAUUGGGACCAUGAACCACGAUGCAAUCCAUGAGCGGAUGUGCGGAGGAGCAGCCUCUGGAGCGGGCGCAGCUGGUGCGGGGGGAACGGCGGCGCUGUUGGAGCAGUUUCAUGCUUCGUUGGUAAACGUUUUUUUACUGUAGUUCUUUCAGGUUCGUGACUUUUUGAGGGACCAACGUCGAUCGGGAUGAAAAGGGCUUGCUGGUGGCGAACGUGUCUGGAAAAUCAAUAGUUCCCAGUCGAACCACAGCGAUGGUCAAGAAAAUCUAUUGAUUUCGAAACCGUACAAAUUGAGGAGAAAAACUACAGACCGCCGCGAGCCAAGGAUUACCCGGGAGACUACCCUCGAAAAUGCCGGAUGCAGGCCUGUCCGCGGGAGGUGGUGCAGCAGCUACCAAUGGAACGAACAAUGCAGCUGGAUCCUAUUUUGCAGCGACAAAUAACACGACAGGGGGUUACAGCAACUUCGGGGUGACUGAGUAAAAGUUUUGAAAACGAAAAAUCGUGUUUUGUUGAAGAAAAAGAGAUAAUACCAUGUACUGAAGAGUCUCGUCGUUCAAUACCCUAGUGGAAAGAAAAGCUUGGAACUGCUCCAAAUGGUGCCAAUCCACUUCUACUGAAAUGCUUGUUGCUCAAUAGAAGCCAGCCUCUAGUAUCAGCUACUCUUAGAUUACUGCUUCUAGACAAAUAACACGACAGGUGCAAUUCGUAAUCGUAUGCAAAAGAGAGCAACAUACCCAUAUUUCCAGUGCGAUGAGCAUGCUGACUCACGACUCAGGCUCCUCUAGCGGCCCUACAGAAUCUCAUAUGACGCAUUAUUUUAGCGCCAAGUAUGCCUAUGCCGCUCCUACGUAGCAGAAGUUGAGUUUUUAUCAUCCGCUCUACUCUGCUUCCAAGAAGUUGAAGUAAAGCUACCGGGGUACUACCUAAAAAAAUUGUUGAUGGCUCUCCUGUGUAAGUAUUUAUUCAAACGUCUUUUUAUGGUUUGUUUCUCUAUUUCCAGCUAUGUUUUUGUGUAUAAAGAUAAACAACUACAGCAACAAAUGACACAAUCUUCAUGGUACUCUGCCACGAUAAUUUCCUAGUGUUGAUGAUGUAGCGUGUUUAACCGCCGUAGAAAUUCGAUGAUAGGAAAUAUGUCUUUAUUCUGAAGUUCAACAUGCAGAAUCUAUAAAAUGCACUUCUUUAAUGUUUCAAGAACUCAAAUGGAAAAAAGAUGCAAAUGCACUUCAAAAUUUUACAUGUUUCUCCUCAUGGCCUAUUCACAACAUAAAACACAUUCGCAGCACGAUUCCAUCGCUGGAAUUCUCCAUCUGUGGACGCCGG
Molecule: messenger RNA, 8026 nt
Organism: Amoebophrya sp. A120
Lineage: Eukaryota; Dinophyceae; Syndiniales; Amoebophryaceae
Source: the annotation of a GenBank genome assembly